AUGGAUGCGAUAGAGUUAGCUCUUCGCAAAUGUCUCAAUGUUCUAGUUUCAUCAGCAACAAUAACCGAACGAAAGAGAAACGCCGAAACAUUUAUUGAUUUGCUGAAAGAUAAUCGAACUCAUGAAUUAUUAGACAAUCAAGUCAAUGACGAAAAUUCGAGCAAAACGUCAAUCUCCUGGAACGAAAUGUUUGAUAUUAUUCGAGAAUACACAGUCAAUGAAUUAGCGAGUAUUCGAUCGAAAUCAGGAAAAACAGCAACACCAGAUACGAAAUAUCAAGAAGCGCUGAAAUUAUUCAAAAGUUUAAUUGAAAACGCCAAUACACGUGGUCCUCAACUCGACGGUCGUCCUCUUCUCGAGUCGAUUCUUUCGAUAAUUACUAGUCAAGCGUGGUCAUCAUGCACGAUUGUCAUUCGAGAGCUCAAUCACCUGCUAAUCCAUAAUGUUAUUUGUUUUCAUAAAUAUCUCAAUGAUCUGCGUGAGCAAGAAUGGAUCGAUCUAUGCGAAUUGUAUAUGUCAUUGACAAGAAAUUCGGAGAAAUCUGUUCGAGAGAAUGAUCAAUCACUUUAUAGUUCUUAUUUGAAAUAUCUUCUGGAAAAACUAGCUGUUUAUACUGAUCUAGAUUCGAGUAAAUCUUUAUUACGAAAAGAUUUAUUUGAUUUCCUUCAGCACGAGAUCAAGCAGCUCACAACUUCAAAUCAUUUCUCGGUUAUUGAAAAUUUUCUCUGCUCACUCAAUAUUUGGUCAUGGAAAUACUUAUUCGACAUGCCGGAUGAAAUCUUUCGAUUAGGUUAUGAACUUCUACCAUCAAUUCUCGAUAUUUGGAGAAGAAAGUGUAGUGAUAAGCCAAAAAGUGAAAUCAUCAAAUUUUGUCGUUUACAACUGAGUAUUCAUCAUCCGGAGCAGAGAAAAAAUAUACUGGAAGUCUAUGAUGAUAUCUGGACGAAAAAUCUUCGAGAUUUAAAUGAUUUGAUUUUAAGAGAAAUUGAUGAAAUUUGUUUAAAACGUUUGAACAAUCGACAAAAUCAAAAUGAAUUCCUCGUUCGAUAUGAUUUACUUCAUUUAGCCAGCAGUGUAUUCUAUCAGCUUUCGUCAGACGAACUUCAAAUAAAAAGUGAAACUAUGGAUGUUGACGAAAACGAUGAAUUACUCGAGCCAAGUGCGAAACGAACUCGUUAUGAACAUUCGUCAACAACCACCAAUACACAAAUGAAAUCAUUUCGAAAUCUUUUUCAGUCUACCGAUUCCUAUCAUCAAGCUGUGGGUUUCCAAAUUCUUUCAAUUCAACUCGAAAGAGAUAUGGAAUUGUCUUCAAUCGAUGGUGAUUAUUACAUGAAUACUCUCAAACGAUAUUUAACCGAUGAACGAAGACCAUCGCUGUUAGUCAAUGCUCUUCGCUGUCUCUAUUUACUUUUCACUCGUACAUCGCAUUGUCAAUUAACAUCGGAUUUGACAGUUUUAAUCCAACCAUUGAUUCAUAUUCCCAUCUGCGAAUCUUCUGUAAUCGAAAUCCUUUCCGAGAAACAACUUUUUCUUUCGAAUCUUUGCGCAUGUUCAUCAGUAACCUCGCUGAAAUACAUCUUCAACAGAUUAACGCGGUACUCGAAUUAUUCGUGUUCAUUCGACGACGAAAAUCGUUUACUAAACAAGUUUCUUCCAGAUUUGAUGAGUUUAUAUCGAAACAAUGAACAUGAUUUAUCCAUGUUUUUCCAAUCCUAUUCACCAGAAUACACUCAUUUAUGUGCAACAAUUCUCAUGCAAUUCAGUUCGUUCGAUGUUUUACCAUUUCAAGAAAAUCGAAACCAAACGGACGAAUCAAUUGAGAAUGAAUUCGAUCAGAUUGAACGACAAUGGUUACAAUUGAAAUUACUUGUUCCUUCUGAUCAAUUACUAGUCGAUGAAGAAGAACGAGUGGAAUUUUGUUUGAAAAUGAAUACGUGCGAGUUGAAUUUGAAUAUGUUCAAACGUUUCAAUGAAAUUUAUGGAAAAAAUGUUCGAUUCAUUCAACAACUGAAAGAUAAACAUUUAGGCGAACGAAGUAAACUCAUUCUUCAUUUCGUAUUUCUUGGUAUUCACAUGGUUCAAAUUCUUCAAUUGUAUUUCUCCGAAUUGAAUCAAACUGAAGACUGUAUUCUCAGAUUCAUCGAAAAUAUUCAAAAUCUCUUUACUGAAUUAACUGACGAAACCGUCUAUCUCUUCGAUAAAACUCACGAAAUUGCAUUUAUCAACGAUUUACUCGAACAUAUGAAGAACGUCAUCUAUUCAUUUUCUUCUUCUUCGUUACUAAAACCGAUUUCACCAUCAUUAAACCAAUUCUAUUCGAUUCUUUACGGUUUCCUCGAAUCAAAAUUUCUCUCGUGUUUGUACAACUACACAACUGAAGAAUAUUCAACGAGAAAACCCUCAGAUAUCGAAGGCAUUCAAUGUCCAACCGAUGACGAAACCAAUGAGAAACUUUCCUUAUUCGAAAUUCUUCUCCUUCUCUGCUUUCAAGCCACUUACGAUCAAAUGCAUUCAUCAAAAUCUUUCCUAUUAAACUAUCAACCGAACCAAAACCUCCUAAUUCGUAUCCUCGAUGAGAAACUGUAUCUUUAUCUCGAAGAACUUCCUCUACCUGAUCCAGUUUCGUUGAAAUACUUACAGCGAUUCUUCUCGUUUAUUUCUCGAAAUACUAAGCAGUAUAGUCUCAUUCUUCGCCAUGAUGAUUUCGAGAACAUUAGCAAUCUCUUCACAGAAGCAUUUCGCGUCUAUCGUCGAGAUACACGUGUAUGUCAACAAUUGUUUCAUUAUUUCCGGUUAUUUAUCAAAAAAUUCUAUUCACAAAUUCGACGAGAGUUUUUCACAGAUAAGAACUGGUUGCAUAUGAAGAAAAUCAUCGAUGCAUUUUGGCAAAUGACGAUGAACAGAAGUCCAUUACUCAAUUCUCAUCUACGACGAUCGAUUAUCGAAAUCAAACAAAUUCUCGUUCAAGAUGAAAAUGUUUUACUCAAUGAAAUGCAAAUUAUUCUCAAUGAUUCGUCCUAUUUCGUUCGAUUGGAAGCGAAUAAACUUUGUCGACAUUUAUUCUACGAAGAGGACCAACCAAAACGAUUGAAAUCAUCGAAAGAACAAGAGAAAGUUUAUCACGAAUUAAUCGGAAUCAAUUCAUCAUUAUUCUUUUAUUUGAUGAAUCAAAAUGAAUAUCUUUCCUGUCAAAUAAGUUUUCAUCUAAUUCGACUCGGAAUUGAGAAGAAAUUAGCAAAGAAUUUAAUCAAACAUAUUCUUCCAAAAACGAUUUCAAUCCAAAGAAUUCUUCAAUAUUAUCAUCGAGAGUUGCCUUAUGAAAUGAAAGACUUUCCAUGGGAAUGUUUGGAUGUUGAUCCAUCGAACGAAGAAUAUCGUUCGUUUAUCUUUUCAACUUACUUCAUUUCCACGAUCAAAACUCGUCGAGAACUAAAUACGAUUUUUCCCGAUAUGAAAUCGGCAUUCAUCGAGUAUUUUCCUCACCUUCAAGGAUGUUUGUUACCAUUAUUAGCAACGGCAAAAGUUCAUGCCGAAGAAAAUCGACAACUAAUCGAAAAAUUCAUCACGAAAAAUGAAUACAAUCGAUUGUUGAAACAAAAAAUGACAAUGAUUAUUUUCAAACUUUUGUUAACGUAUGAAAACAGUAAACAAAGUGAAUUUUACGAUCCGUGGGCUCCGCAACCCAUCUUACCGGUUUAUACUUGGUCAGUAUUGAAAACAACAUUCGAUUAUGUCAAACAAUUGAUGAACAUGAAAACAUUUGUUGAACUUUUGUUAAAAUUUACAGAUAUCAAUGAGAUUCUUCUUAAUUUAUCAUCAGAAUUAUUCGCGACGAAUUCGAUUCACGAACAACUUCGUCUUCUUGAUGUAUUUUCCUUAUUUCUCACGGAUAUGUUAUUGACUUCACUGGAUAAUGAGUAUUUACAUAGUGUCUUACGUGAUUCGACUUAUAUUCUAUUACGAUAUAUCGAAAAAUAUUCUCAAAGAAAGUCGAUCGAAGUUUACCAACAAGAAUUAAACGAGAAGAUUCUCGAUAUUUUAUGUGGACUUCUUUAUCAAUUGUGCGUGAAAGGAUUUGCCUUUGACUCUUCUAUCUAUCUGAAUCAUGUCCCUGAUAUUGUUUCUACAUUAAUCAAUUCGAAAGAAUAUUUAACAAAAGAACGAAUUCAAACGAUUUUGAUUCAUAUCUACCAGAUUAUUCGAAAUGACAAUGAUCCUGUUUUCAAUUUACUAUCCUAUGCAAUCGAGAAAUUGAAUUAUACAAAAGCAGAUGUCAAACGAAAAUCUUCACUUGUAACAACAUCUGAUUAUCUUUAUUACCUUUCACUUCGUCGUUCAUCAUUACCCGCCGAAUGGAUUUUAGACAUGUUUCAUCAACAUCUCGACAUCGAACGACAAAAUCCUUCGAAGUCUUCUCUUCCCAUCGAUCCAUCGGUUAUUUCAUCAGUUAAACAACAACUUCUCGAAUGUUUAACUUUAAAAUCCAACCAUAUUCUCGCUGGAAAGUGUCUUUCCAAAUGUCUAUUAUUUCUCUUGAAUAACAACGAAGAAAAUCUCGAUGAUGACUCUUACGAACCCAUUCCACUAUGGAUUCUCGAGGAUUUAAUCAUGUUUUACCUGAUCGAUAACGAACAACAAAUUGUCGAAUGUACUCGUUAUACAUUGAAGACUAUCUUGAGCCAUCCGAUUGGUCAAGAACUUUAUCAAAAACACUUGCAAGAUAGUCUUAUCCAACUCUACGCAAAACCAUUCCUAUCUCCAAUAAAUUGUUUUCGAAAACUUCAAUUGAGCUUCAUUUCAUCAGGAAAUCCUUGGUUGGUCUCACCAACGAUCUCGUUCGAAACUUGGUUUCUUUCACUGAUAAACUGGUUAUUCAAACAAAUCGAAUACUAUUAUCUCGAGAAAAACGAAACCGGACAUCCAUAUGUGUUUCUUUUCUAUCAAUUGAAACAUUUAGUUCAAUUGAAAAUCGAUUUCGCGAAGAAAGUCUUUCCGCAUUUAGUUUAUUGUUUAUUGGUUUGUCCAACGAAACUGAAUCUCCGACAAAUGUUAACGAAAAACUUCAAUUUUUUGAUUGAACAGUUAGUAGGAAGCUCGAAUGAAAAGAAUUCUGCUUUGAUUCAAAUCGCCAAAUGUAUUUUUCGAACGAUUCACUAUCUGGGUCAAUGUCCGAUCGAUGGUCCAACUAAACGUGGUGGAAUGAAGUCGGUUGGCCUGAAUUUUGAAAAUCAUUUCUGGUUGGAUGUGGAUUAUUUCCAAUUAGCCAAAUGUGCAUCGAAAUAUCAAUGUUAUCAAUCGGCGAUUGUCUUUACGGAUAUUUGGACGACGAAACAACGAUCUAUUUUACCGGAAAACGAUUAUUCGAUGCAUUUAUAUCAUUCCGAUAUGGAUUUGUUAUCGUCUUCGACGGAAUUGGUUGAUUUAUUCGUUCGAAUCCAUUCGAAUAUGAAUCAACCUGACGAAUUUUACGGUUUGGAUAAAUGUUUUCAAAAUCGACCGAAUCUUUAUGGAGAAUUCAAUCAAAUGAAUAAUAAUUACUACGAUUCGUUAUUUUAUUACGAUCAGGCAGCGUCGACAAUCGAUUCGUCGAAAGUUAUUCAAUCUUUACGUUUGUGUGGAUUUAAUCAUAUUCUUGAACAAUAUCUGAAACGAGUUUCGUCCAUAUCAGAUCAAAUCUUCUAUCGAAUACAGUUAACAUCGAUACUCACAGAACAAAAUCCACUCACUCAAUGGCAAAUUAUCAAUGAACAAUCAGAGAAUCAUGUUCGAGAAGAUAUUGUGUCGAUAAUUCAACGGCAAAUGCGUAUCUCAUCAUCAUCGAUACCACAAUUGAUCGAUCAUAAUCUCUGGUCUAACGUAACGGAAUUUCGUGAAUGUUUUCUCGUUAACAUCAUUGAUGACUUGAUAACAAAUUAUGAAAAUCCCGACAUUUUAUCGAACAUCUGGAAAACUCAAUCCAAUACUCAAAUCAAAGAAGAUCUCUUCGAUCACAAUGACGAACUUCUCUUAACACGUGUUGCUCUAACCCAUAAAUUAGUCUUACGCAAUCUUCAGGAUAAUCCCGAAACGAAACAAACACUUUUCGUCAAUCUCGUUACACAACUCUGUCAAAAUGCAUUAGAAUCGAAGAAACUCCAACUAUGCGAUCGAUAUCUAAGUGAUUUUUCUCCACUUAUCAACCCAUCCUACUCGCAUGAAUUAUCUUUUCUACGUGCGAAAGUUCUCGUUCUACGUCAUCAAGACACUGCCGGUGAAUAUCUCCGUCAAUUGAUUCAAUCACCAUUAUCCGAUUCGAUUCACAUUCGUUGCCGUUUAUUACUAUGCGAAUGGUUAAACGAAACACGAUGUGAAACAUCUUCAACCAUCAAACAGCAACUCGAUGCGAUAUCAACAUCAAUGAAAAAUUUAGAUCUUUCGUCAUUAUCGUUAAUUUUCGAAUCCUAUCUAGCUAUGGCACAUUUUAGUGAUAAUGAAUAUCAACGCUUGACGCAAUUAUUGAAUUCACCCAUGUUUGAAAAUAAACGAUCGUUAAUCAAACGAAAUCAAGCGGAAUAUUCAAAACAAGAGAAAUUAGAUCCAUUAGGACGCUACACGAAAGUCUUGAAGCGUAGUUUAGACAUGGAUCGGAAGGAAAUUGAAGAACAAAAACGAUUACAAUACAGUUAUUUAAUUUCAACUUUAAAUAAUUAUCUCACAUGUUUAAAAUUAUAUUCUGAUCUGUCGAAAAAACAACAAAGAAAUCCGUUAUUAUCCAUCGAUAUGAUUAAGAAUAACUCCGUACCAGAGAUCAUGAUCACAUCAAAAUGUCUUUCGUAUUGGUUAACGAAUUCCAGUAAUGAGGAUGUUAAUAAAACCUUAAAGAAGAAUCUGGCAAAUAUUCCAACCCAUUUCUUCUUACCCUUUGUUUAUCAAAUGGCCGCAAGAAUGGCUAUUGUCAAUGACAAACUAUCAGUCAAUUUCCACACCAUUCUACUCGAAUAUUUAUCGAAAUGUAUUAUCGAUCAUCCUCAUCAUGUUCUCCCAGUCAUAUUUGCACUUGCCAAUGCACAUAAAGAUGCGCAUAUAACUCAACAGCAAACACCGAAAAAGACAACGACGAAUGAGCUUAUACAAUUAAACUAUGAAAGCAGUGACGACGCUCGUUCGCGAGCUGCACAGUAUUUGUUAGAGGAAUGUGCGAAAGUUAAACCACAAUUAGUUGAUCAAAUGAGAAAAUUGAAUGAUGCGUAUAUCGAAGCAGCGUAUUGGGAUGUUACACCUGCUAAAAAUGAUCAACAAGGUAAAGAUUCCAAUGGGAAAAAUCCAACAUUCUCCAAACAUCUUCGAUUGAUGCAUAUCAAAGACUUUUCUGAAGUUGCUGUGCCGACAAUAUCCAUACCGGUGGCGAAUGAUGGGAUUUAUAAAAACAUCGAAACAGUGAAACAUUUCAAUACGGAAUAUGCAAUGGUAGGAGGUGUGAACGCACCGAAAAAACUUCUCUGUCAUAGUUCAACCGGCCGACAAUUGCCACAAUUAUUGAAAGGAAAAGAUGAUUUAAGGCAAGAUGCUGUCAUGCAACAGUUAUUCACUGUUGUCAACCGUUUAUUGGACAAAGAUGAAUUAACACGCCAUCGAUCGAUGAAUAUCCGAACAUAUAAAGUCGUUCCUCUGACGCAAAAGAGUGGGGUCUUGGAAUGGUGUGAAGGUACGAUUACAUUUGGUGAUUAUCUAACAAAACCUGAUGGCGCUCAUUCGCGGUAUCAUCCGGAUGAUUGGACAGCAAUGGAUUGCCGUCGACAUAUUCACAAAGCGACGAAUGCUGGUAAAGAUGAACGGCAACGGGCAUUUAUUCAAGCUUGUUCGAAACUACGACCUGUUUUUCGAUAUUUCUUCUAUGAAUAUUACAAUAAGUCAAAUAUAUGGCAUAAGAAAAAGCAGGCUUACGCCAAAAGUGUCGCUACAUCAUCGAUUGUCGGUUAUAUCGUUGGUCUCGGAGAUCGUCAUGUACAAAAUAUUCUGAUCGAUACACAAACUGCAGAAGUAAUUCAUAUUGAUUUAGGUGUUGCAUUCGAUCAAGGCAAAAUGUUACCAAUUCCGGAAACUAUUCCUUUUCGAUUAACACGCGAUGUUAUUGAUGGUCUUGGUAUAUGUGGUACCGAGGGUCUUUUUAAAAAAAGUUGUGAAAUUACUCUUGAAUUGAUGCGUCAAUAUGCCGAUACAUUAAUAACAAUCAUCGAAGUAUUUCUCUACGAUCCACUUUAUCAGUGGCAAUUAUCACCACAGAAAGCUUUACAACUUCAACAACAAUUUGACAAAACUAAUGCUGAUUCAGUCGUAUCAUCGUCAUAUCGAUCGUCGGGCAAAGGAAGUAUGCUGCCUCCACCUGUACCACAAUCAUCCACACCAACUCCAGGAAACGAAUCAGGAACAAUAGAUACAAAUAAAAUGGCUGAACGACUACUCUUAGGUGUUCGUCAGAAAUUACAGGGUAUCGAACGAUUAAACCAAAUGACCAUUAAAGCUCAUGUAAAUAUGUUAAUACAAGAAGCAACAAGUAUCGAAAAUUUGUCACAAUUGUUUGCUGGUUGGCAACCAUACUUCGUUUUUCCUUUACGACGAGUAUUCAUAUCAAACUAUUGGUUUUCAAAUUAUUCUUAUUAUAUCUGUACACAGAUUUACAAUGAAUCUGAGCAUUAUCUAAACGAUUGGCUUGAUCAUCAAUUUAAUGUGAUUGGGUUUAAGAACGUUUGUUUGAUCAAUGUUGGUUCUCCCCUGUCAGCCGCACUUCGAACUCGAUUUCGAUUUGCCUAUGUGGAAAAAACAAAUCGAAUGCAAGAAUUUCAAUAUUGCCUUUCAUCUUGUUUCGUUGAUAAACCAAUGCGUUCUCAAGAUCUUCUCAUGAUUCAUGAUAUUGACGAAUAUUUGAACGUCAGAAAAGCACAUGUUAUAUCUCAGUAUUACAACGAUUUCGAUCGCUUUCAUUUCCAAGAAAUUCGAUACGGUUAUGUACUAGCAACAGAAAAGGAAAUGAUUAAUCAGUCAAUACGUACUACAAAUCUUUGGCGUAAACCCCAUCGCUCUCUUGGCGAAUACGAAGAAAAGGAUAUAAAGGAUCUAUUUAAAUGUCAGAAUUAUGAUGGUUGGCCAUCGUGCAACGAAGGUAACGGGAAAGAAAUGAUUCGAGUGGGUGCUAUUAAAUCAUUAGGUGUUCAUUUCCAUGAAAGUAACAAUGGGUUGGGUCGUCGACUUUCUAUCGAUAUGAUGAAGAUCCGUUUAAAUCAUUACGUAAUGCGAACUGGAGAAGAUGCAGUACUAUCAGCACAAAAAUGGAAUAAAAUCGGUUCACGACUCGGGCAAAUCAAAACGAAUAAAUGGUUUCGUAUUGUCUUCGAUGAUUCAAUUACUGAAUCAAAAAGACUCACUUAA
Adineta ricciae is the source of this 9408-nucleotide messenger RNA. NCBI's taxonomy places the organism in Eukaryota, Metazoa, Rotifera, Eurotatoria, Adinetida, Adinetidae. The record is from the annotation of a GenBank genome assembly.